AUGGAGUACUCCGGCACGCGCCCAACGGCGCCCUUCCACUCUAAUGUGAAUGCGUUGCGUAGUCUGCAGCACCGAAUGCAACUACGCGCAGAAGCUGCGGCCAGACACCGCUACCCGUCGCCGCAGCAACAUCCCUCUCCCUUCCAGGCGUUCACCUCGACACCGCCGUCACAGCCACAGAAUCCGUGCUGUUGCGAUGACCGGUACUGCUGCUGCCGCGAGGCAUCUCGAGGGCUCCCUCCCACGCGGCGCGACGCCAAACCUGGUGCCUCCGCCACCGCCCAAAGCAGCAAGGCUUCGAACAGCUCAUUUUCAAACGGACAGCGUAGCUCGCCCCACCCCGAUAACGAAUCUAAGCCCGACACAUCCAGCAACGUUGGCGGGUGGCCACCGCAGGUGCUUGCGGCGGUGUUGCGGGUGGCGCACAUGGCAGAGGUCGACAUCACUGCAGGACAGUACAGUAUUCCGCGGGGGACGACACGGCGAACAGGCACGGCGCAGCUGCCGGAGGUGGCGGUGUGGCACGCAGACGCUGCCAACGGCGGUGCGUUCGAGAAUCCAUCGUCGGCGAACCAUCGCCGUUGCUGCUGUUUAGGUGAUGGUGGUGGUGGUGGUGGUCACUGCGGCUUACACAGCCGCUGCACUUGUGGGUGCCGCGAGCGCGGAGAGCACCGACGCCAUCGCUCCUCGCGAAGGGAGCGAAAGGAGAAAACGGAAGCGGUAGAAAAACCCGACAGCAGUAAAACAGCAGGAACGACAGCGACAACCAUUUACCCCAGCGCCAUCGCCCUCCUCGCCUCCGGCACCACCCCGCCCUCUCUCUCGCCAUACCGCGAUCAGGAAGUACUGGACCGCAUCAUGGCGCGGUAUCACGCACCGCCGACUCCCCCGUCACCCGCCGCGGAAGCCGUGCAGCCACCGCUGCACAUUCACGUGCACUGCGGUAACGGCGCGGUGCAGCCCGACAGCGCGGCCCCAGCCGCAGCAGCAGACGGCGCCGGAACGGCGGGAGAUGCUGCGUCAGCGACUCCGGCACCGCCACCACCACCGCCGCCCCCGCCGGGUGUGGUCAUUCCGCCGCCUCCGCCGGGUGUGUCGGUCCCCGUACCGCCCCCGCCUCCAGACGUGUCGGUGCCCCCUCCGCCACCACCCCCUGCUGUCGUGCCGUUGCCACCACCACCACCACCUGCAGCUUCUGUACCGCCGCCACCGCCUGGUGCGACCGUGCCGUCACCCACCACCACCACCACCACCACCACCACCACCACCGCCGCCGGCGCCGCAAGGGAAGGUAAAGCGGACAAGGAGAAGCGGAUGCUACUCGACCAGGCGGACAAGUACGUCUGGCAGUUGGAACAGGAGGUGCAACACCGAGCAUUUCAUCACAACGCGAUGCUCCAACAGUUGGCCGAGGAGGAGGAGCGCAGUGCGGCUUUGCGGCGUGAUCGAGAUGCUCUUCUGGCGCAGAACAACGCCUUUCAAGGGACGCUGGAAUACGCGCGAGGAAACCCGUUCUCUGCUCGCCGGUUACGUGCGUCUUCGUCCUCCUCCUCCACGUCUUCGUCCUCCUCGUCCACGCCGGCAGAAAGAAAGGCCCCGUCAAGCGCGGCGGUGGAGUCGUCGCCACCACCAACAGCUACAGCAACAGCAAGUUGCGCUCCUCGUCUGCCGCCCGCCGUCGCAUCCGUAUAUACAUCGUUGCAGCCCGCUGCAUCAUCGCCGCCGCCUCCGUGCCAACCUUCAGAGGCACCAGCGGCCGCUGCUGUUCCUCCCCCACUCCCUUCACCUACAGCAUCACCGCCGACAACACAAGCAGCAGCAAAUACAAUCCCCGCUCUCCCGUGUCUUCCUCCGCCACCCUCGACGUUGCUGUCUUCCGCGGCGGCGAUGGGCAACACCCCUAGCGCCACACAAGAUGUGCUGCGGCACAUCUUAUUGGAGCGCGAGGCGGCGCUGCAGCAGCGGGCAGCUCCAGUGGACAAUGCACAAGGCUCUGCUGUUUUCUCGUCCCUCGUGCAGAGUCCAAACUCGGUGCCACAACGCAGCCGGGUAGACGCAGGACACGACGAUGAGUUAAAACGGUAUCUAGAUCGACUUAUUCAGGAAGGCGAAGCCGAGGCGGCGGCGUGCAGACGAGCGGCCACGGUCGAUAGCAUGUCUGCGCCGUCUGCGCCUGCGCACCCAUUCACCGACCCUCCCAUGCGAUCCGGAAGCUAUGGAAGAGAAGGUCCUGCUAAUAACAGAGAGCCUUUCUACCCCCAGCCCUAUCAACAGCCUUCCUUAGAGCAGCAGGCGCUUGAGCAGCAGCGGCGGCGUGAAGUGCAGCAGCUGCGCGCCGCCAUCGCUACAGAGCGCGAUCGCUUUGACGAAGGGACGCGUCGGUGGAACGCACAUGUGCGGCAUCAAGAAGCGCAGCAGCAGGCUUCCGCCCAUCAGCUGCGUGAGCGACAACGCCUGGACCAGCUACGUGCUGAGGCAGCAGCGGAGGAGGUGCGGGUGCGUGCUGACACCGUGCGUUGGCGUUCGUACACGCAGCAGCCGCACGGGCAGCAACGAUGA
Molecule: messenger RNA, 2559 nt
Organism: Leptomonas pyrrhocoris
Lineage: Eukaryota; Euglenozoa; Kinetoplastea; Trypanosomatida; Trypanosomatidae
Exons: 1
Coding region: 1-2559 (852 amino acids)
Source: RefSeq, a predicted model, not a curated record